AACUGCCGAGUCAAUCAGAACCAAACUGAAAGUCGACGGAAGUCGGCGGAAAAACGUGUCUCCCUCCCAAAACCCGCCGCACUUAAUUGACGAUGGGUCUGAAAGCGUUGAGUGAACGUCCUUCGACUAUUUGCGUUCUCGUUUUUGGAUUUGCUUUGCUCGUCACCGUAAUAUCCGGUGUAAAUUCAGAUGUGAUCUCCAUCGCUCAAUCGUUCUUCACCGUGUCAGAGAAUAGUGCUGUGACGAUAUAUGCCACACGUAGUGGAGGGUCUACAGCUAGCUCUCUUCGGGCAUAUACUGAAGAGGGUGGAGCAACCUCUCCCGAAGACUUUGAUGCAUUUGAUGAUCUUCUGUCUUUUUCGAAUGAUGUUUUGGACGUUCCUGUGAUGAUUAAGGCUGAUGAGAUGCCGGAGCCCACCGAGUGCUUCAUGGUGAACUUUGAGGAGCCCUCUGGCAUCAGAGUCUCUUCCAAUGUCACUAUCUGCAUCCGAGAUGAUGACGAUCCGUGCACUUGCCCUACUUGUGAUGCUGACCAGUGUCAGAAUGGCGGUACGUGUAUGGAUGCAGGAGAAGCAGACAUCUCAUGUCAAUGUCCUGGGGAUUGGAGAGGAAGCAGGUGUCACAUACCAGGGCAGUGCAUCUUGCAAACUGAUGACUGCUUGCAAGAAUGCGUGGGUGUCGUGGGAGGAUCUUUCGAGUGCGCUUGCUACGAUAACUUCACGCUUCAGAAUGACAGUUCUUGCUCACCUCAAUUUGCUUGCAGUAGUUGCGUCAAUGGCAUCUGUGUCUAUAGGGCUAACGCAGUAUGCGAGUGUAAUCGUGGGUAUAGACUGAACGCUGGAGAUGCCUUUCAGUGCGAUGACAUCGACGAAUGUUUUGAGCUGACUGAUCGCUGUGAUGAAAACAGCCGUUGCAAUAACACUGUAGGGGGGAGCUACGAGUGCAUUUGUGACGAAGCCUACGUACUAAACGCCGACCGACGCUCUUGCACUGUUGAUAGCGGUAGCCUGUGUGGGACGGUGGGCGGAUUUGGUUGUAGUUGCUCUUCUUCCUUUGACUUUAUCAACGGAACGCUAGUGACGACUGAGCGAUGCUUCUGCAGUCAAGUCGGAUGGGGCGGACCCACCUGUCAGACAGAAAUAAACUGUGGGGCUGACACACCGACAUCUGUCUGCGUAAACGGUGGAACAUGCACCGAGAUUCCACCUUCCUGGAAAGGUCUUCGCUACUGCAGAUGCUUGUCUGGAUUUACGGGCAAAGUCUGUGAAAUUACUUGUCCAGCUGACAUUCAAGUUUACGAAUUGUCCGGUCAAGGACGAGCAAAUGUGGUGUGGUCACCUGGGCUGUACAGCAAUCACACCAAGUUUGGUGCAUUGACCGCAAACGACUUCAUCUGCACGAAUCAGAGUGGCCAUCGAGUGUCGUCUGGCGGCUCGUACUUGCUGGGCGAGAGCAGUGUGAGUUGCCAGCCGAAUCGGACUGUUACUCGCUCGAGAGGAUCCUGUGAGUUCACCGUCACAGUGCUGCUAGACAUCGACGAAUGUUUUGAGCUGACUGAUCGCUGUGAUGAAAACAGCCGUUGCAAUAACACCGCAGGGAACUACGAGUGCAUUUGUGACGAAGCCUACGUACUAAACGCCGACCGACGCUCUUGCACUGUUGAUAGCGGUAGCCUCUGUGGGACGGGCGUAGUUGGUUGUGAUUGCAUUACUGGCAUUGAGCUUAUCAACGGAAUGGCAGUGACGCAUGUGCGAUGCUCCUGCAGUGUCGGAUGGGGCGGACCCACCUGUCAGACAGAAAUAAACUGUGGGGCUGACACACCGACAUCUGUCUGCGUAAACGGUGGAACAUGCAUCGAGAUUCCACCUUCCCGGAAUGGUCGUCGCAAGUGCAGAUGCUUGUCUGGAUUUACGGGCAAAGUCUGUGAAAUUACUUGUCCAGCUGACAUUCAAGUUUACGAAUUGUCCGGUCAAGGACGAGCAAAUGUGGUGUGGUCACCUGGGCUGUACAGCAAUCACGACAAGUUUGGUGCAUUGACCGCAAACGACUUCAUCUGCACGAAUCAGAGUGGCCAUCGAGUGUCGUCUGGCGGCUCGUACUUGCUGGGCGAGAGCAGUGUGAGUUGCCAGCCGAAUCGGACUGUUACUCGCUCGAGAGGAUCCUGUGAGUUCACCGUCACAGUGCUGCCAGACAUCGACGAAUGUUUUGAGCUGACUGAUCGCUGUGAUGAAAACAGCCGUUGCAAUAACACUGUAGGGGGGAGCUACGAGUGCAUUUGUGACGAAGCCUACGUACUAAACGCCGACCGACGCUCUUGCACUGUUGAUAGCGGUAGCCUGUGUGGGACGGGCGUUGUUGGUUGUGAUUGCAUUACUGGCAUUGAUUUUAUCAACGGAAUGGCAGUGACGACUGUGCGAUGCUCCUGCAGCGUUGGAUGGGGCGGACCCACCUGUCAGACAGAAAUAAACUGUGGGGCUGACACACCGACAUCUGUCUGCGUAAACGGUGGAACAUGCAUCGAGAUUCCACUUUCCCGGAAUGGUCGUCGCAAGUGCAGAUGCUUGUCUGGAUUUACGGGCAAAGUCUGUGAAAUUACUUGUCCAGGUGACAUUCAAGUUUACGAAUUGUCCGGUCAAGGACGAGCAAAUGUGGUGUGGUCACCUGGGCUGUACAGCAAUCACACCAAGUUUGGUGCAUUGACCGCAAACGACUUCAUCUGCACGAAUCAGAGUGGCCAUCGAGUGUCGUCUGGCGGCUCGUACUUGCUGGGCGAGAGCAGUGUGAGUUGCCAGCCGAAUCGGACUGUUACUCGCUCGAGAGGAUCCUGUGAGUUCACCGUCACAGUGCUGCCAGACAUCGACGAAUGUUUUGAGCUGACUGAUCGCUGUGAUGAAAACAGCCGUUGCAAUAACACUGUAGGGGGGAGCUACGAGUGCAUUUGUGACGAAGCCUACGUACUAAACGCCGACCGACGCUCUUGCACUGUUGAUAGCGGUAGCCUCUGUGGGACGGGCGUAGUUGGUUGUGAUUGCAUUACUGGCAUUGAGCUUAUCAACGGAAUGGCAGUGACGCAUGUGCGAUGCUCCUGCAGUGUCGGAUGGGGCGGACCCACCUGUCAGACAGAAAUAAACUGUGGGGCUGACACACCGACAUCUGUCUGCGUAAACGGUGGAACAUGCAUCGAGAUUCCACCUUCCCGGAAUGGUCGUCGCAAGUGCAGAUGCUUGUCUGGAUUUACGGGCAAAGUCUGUGAAAUUACUUGUCCAGCUGACAUUCAAGUUUACGAAUUGUCCAGUCAAGGACGAGCAAAUGUGGUGUGGUCACCUGGGCUGUACAGCAAUCACGACAAGUUUGGUGCAUUGACCGCAAACGACUUCAUCUGCACGAAUCAGAGUGGCCAUCGAGUGUCGUCUGGCGGCUCGUACUUGCUGGGCGAGAGCAGUGUGAGUUGCCAGCCGAAUCGGACUGUUACUCGCUCGAGAGGAUCCUGUGAGUUCACCGUCACAGUGCUGCCAGACAUCGACGAAUGUUUUGAGCUGACUGAUCGCUGUGAUGAAAACAGCCGUUGCAAUAACACUGUAGGGGGGAGCUACGAGUGCAUUUGUGACGAAGCCUACGUACUAAACGCCGACCGACGCUCUUGCACUGUUGAUAGCGGUAGCCUGUGUGGGACGGGCGUAGUUGGUUGUGAUUGCAUUACUGGCAUUUACUUUAUCAACGGAAUGGCAGUGACGACUGUGCGAUGCUCCUGCAGCGUUGGAUGGGGCGGACCCACCUGUCAGACAGAAAUAAACUGUGGGGCUGACACACCGACAUCUGUCUGCGUAAACGGUGGAACAUGCAUCGAGAUUCCACCUUCCCGGAAUGGUCGUCGCAAGUGCAGAUGCUUGUCUGGAUUUACGGGCAAAGUCUGUGAAAUUACUUGUCCAGCUGACAUUCAAGUUUACGAAUUGUCCGGUCAAGGACGAGCAAAUGUGGUGUGGUCACCUGGGCUGUACAGCAAUCACACCCAGUUUGGUGCAUUGACCGCAAACGACUUCAUCUGCACGAAUCAGAGUGGCCAUCGAGUGUCGUCUGGCGGCUCGUACUUGCUGGGCGAGAGCAGUGUGAGUUGCCAGCCGAAUCGGACUGUUACUCGCUCGAGAGGAUCCUGUGAGUUCACCGUCACAGUGCUGCCAGACAUCGACGAAUGUUUUGAGCUGACUGAUCGCUGUGAUGAAAACAGCCGUUGCAAUAACACUGUAGGGGGGAGCUACGAGUGCAUUUGUGACGAAGCCUACGUACUAAACGCCGACCGACGCUCUUGCACUGUUGAUAGCGGUAGCCUGUGUGGGACGGGCGUUGUUGGUUGUGAUUGCAUUACUGGCAUUGAUUUUAUCAAUGGAAUGGCAGUGACGACUGUGCGAUGCUCCUGCAGCGUUGGAUGGGGCGGACCCACCUGUCAGACAGAAAUAAACUGUGGGGCUGACACACCGACAUCUGUCUGCGUAAACGGUGGAACAUGCAUCGAGAUUCCACCUUCCCGGAAUGGUCGUCGCAAGUGCAGAUGCUUGUCUGGAUUUACGGGCAAAGUCUGUGAAAUUACUUGUCCAGCUGACAUUCAAGUUUACGAAUUGUCCGGUCAAGGACGAGCAAAUGUGGUGUGGUCACCUGGGCUGUACAGCAAUCACACCAAGUUUGGUGCAUUGACCGCAAACGACUUCAUCUGCACGAAUCAGAGUGGCCAUCGAGUGUCGUCUGGCGGCUCGUACUUGCUGGGCGAGAGCAGUGUGAGUUGCCAGCCGAAUCGGACUGUUACUCGCUCGAGAGGAUCCUGUGAGUUCACCGUCACAGUGCUGCCAGCAUCAUCAUCAGGGUCUGGGUCUGGGCAACCUUCUGGAGACGGGUCUGGUAAUGAAACGACUGAAGCAUCAUCAUCAGGGUCUGGGUCUGGGCAACCUUCUGGAGACGGGUCUGGUGAUGAAACGACUGAAGCAUCUUCUUCGGGGUCUGGGUCUGGGCAAACCUCUCGAGACGGGUCUGGUGAUGAGACGACCCAAGCAAUGGAUUUCACUCCGACAAGAUCAUCAUUGAGUUCUGGGCAAAGCUCUACUGCAGCCGCAGUAAUCGAUCCAACCAUGCAAGCAUCGGAGUCGGUGACUGAUAGUCCAGGGGGAGACUCAACAACAGAGGGCGCCCCACCGGAAGUAGGAACAUCAUCAGAUGCCAACGCGUUGACUCAAGAAAUAGACUCGAGUACAGAGGCUUCUAAUGCUGAAGUCACCAAAGCACCUCACCAAACAACUAAUUCUGCCCCAAUGGUGGACUCGUUGACAACAGAAGCUGCACGACCAGCAGAUUCAUCAACUGUCGAGAUCACAACUACUCGAUCAGUAGUAGAUUCCUCAACCGCGCCUCCUCCUGAAGAGUGUCCUUUGACCCAAGCAAGCUGCCAAGAAGGUACAUUUGAUGCUGACCAUUGUGAGUGCGUCUGCCCAAUGAUGUUAUCGGGAAGAUUUUGUCAAGUUUCCAACCCAUGUUUGGUUAACAGCCUUUGCCCUGGUGACUCCCAGUAUUGUGUUGCGAACGUCCAAUCCGAUAACGGCUACACGUGCGUUUGCAAUUACUUGGACGGUUACAUCAUGAACGGAAAUGGCUUCUGCAUAAGGAAGGUUGCUCGCAUUUUUCGGCUUCGAGUGUUUGGUAUCAAUGGAGAUCCUGUCGGCUUCAUUCAGCAAUUCAUUAAUCCAAGCUCUGCUGCGAGUACAGAGGUUUUAACCGUUGGUCCUAAAGUGAUCUUCUUCUUUCUAAAACGAAGCGUACUCACAUCAGCGGUGGAAGAUGUGGUAGGCAUCCGUGUGGUUAGUGGAGGCAGUAUAAUCGUCGAGUUUGUGGCAUUGUUUCCCGAUGAGAACUCCGCACCGACUGUCUCAACUCUACAGAAUGUCCUCCAAGAAACCAGGACGUUGGAUGAUGGCUCUGACAAUCUAGAAGUCGACACCCAGUACGUCACUGACAGCCAAUCGUCUACAAGCUGCCCGCAGGACUACUGUAGCAAUGGUGGGUCGUGUGAUGUAUCGGGACUGUUCCCUGUUUUCGCUUUCACCUGCAGGUGUGCAACCUCGUUCACCGGUGAGCAAUGCGAAUCAAUCGUCCUGGCUCCUGCUACCGAUUCACCGAUGCCAUCAACAGUUGAACCACUCACCGAGUCUGCUACCCAAGACGUCUCUACAGUUUUAGUUCUCGUCCUCGUCUUCUCUGGCCUGCUGUUACUCGUCUUCAUCUUGGCCAUACUAGUCUGCCUCCACACCUUGAUGAGACAUCGCUAUCGUGCUGGUUACGUCUCCAGAUAUGAGCAACCUUCGGACCCCUACUGGACUUGGAGGAAUGAUCCAAUUCCUGUGUUCUCCACCAAUGUGGUACCUGACUACGAGCAGUCUGGCUACUACGGUGACUUCAACAAGACUCUCUUCUUGGGAAGAGACGAGGACCGGAGAAUGCGCCGACUGCAUCAGGUCAUGAGUCACUCACCUUACUUGCAGCAGGGCCUAAUGGAUUUGCCCAGCAAACAUGCAGGAUACUACAUGGCCACGGGGCACGACGCCUACUACCAAGAGAACUCCAGGGAUUUGGAAGUAGCCGGGCGUGUGGUCCGCAAUCCUAAUCCCUACUAGAUACGGCGUCAACUUGACCAGUGAUGACCACUAUCAAGAGGAUUGAAUCUUGGAGGUGUUUUUUGGUCAAGACAAAGCUUGUAUUAUAACACCUCGCCCACAGAUUCUGUGUCUUGAUUGGCCGAGAGUGAGUCGCAUGAUACUUUCAAUUUUUGCUACCUUUCUGUGCAGGGCCAAAAGUACUAUACCCGUAGCAACCAAAGUACUAUACCAUUAGCAACCAAAGUACUAUAUCCAUGG
Molecule: messenger RNA, 6893 nt
Organism: Patiria miniata (bat star)
Lineage: Eukaryota; Metazoa; Echinodermata; Asteroidea; Valvatida; Asterinidae
Product: neurogenic locus notch homolog protein 1-like
Exons: 47
Coding region: 93-6653 (2186 amino acids)
Biological process (GO): cell communication; heterophilic cell-cell adhesion; establishment or maintenance of epithelial cell apical/basal polarity
Cellular component (GO): protein-containing complex; plasma membrane
Molecular function (GO): calcium ion binding
Source: RefSeq, a predicted model, not a curated record